AGCGGGGCGUGGACUCCGGACGACUAGUCCCCUCUCCCCGAGUUCAGCAGACGACCGACUUUCUUUCGGGGGGAAAAAAAACAGCAAAGAAAGCAAAGAAAGAAGGAAGAGAAUCCGAUCGACUCGCGGCCGGCCACACGUUCCCGAUCCCAACAGAGAUACAAAGGGGGAAACAGUCAAGGGAGGAAACCCACGGCACAGCAAUGGAUGACAUCUUCACACAGUGCCGGGAGGGGAACUCUGUGGCUGUUCGUCUGUGGUUGGACAACACUGAGAAUGACCUCAACCUGGGGGAUGACCACGGCUUCAGCCCCCUCCACUGGGCAUGCAGGGAAGGGAGGAGCGGAGUUGUGGACAUGCUCAUCAUGCGAGGCGCCCGUAUUAACGUGAUGAACCGCGGAGACGACACUCCGUUGCAUCUCGCCGCCAGCCACGGACACAGAGACAUCGUGGCAAAGCUGAUUCAGUGCAAAGCCGACCCCAAUACAGUCAACGAGCAUGGAAACACACCACUUCACUACGCCUGCUUCUGGGGCCAAGACGAAGUGGCAGAGGACUUGGUGACCAGCGGUGCCCAGGUGUGUGUGUGUAAUAGGUAUGGACAGACACCUCUGGACAAGGCAAAGCCUCACCUGAGCCAACUGCUUCAAGAAAAGGCAGAGAAACUGGGUCAGAGUUUGAUCAAAGUACCCUACAAGGAAACCUUCUGGAAGGGAACCAUGCGAACACGACCUCGUAACGGUACCCUCAACAAGCAGGCCGGUAUUGAUUUCAAGCAGCUUUCGCUCCUGGCAAAGAUCAAUGAAAAUCAGUCUGGAGAGUUAUGGCAGGGACGGUGGCAAGGAGACGAAAUUAUAGUGAAGGUGCUUCAGGUGAGAGACUGGACCACCAGGAAGAGCAGAGACUUUAACGAGGAGCAUCCGAAACUCAGGAUUUUUUCUCAUCCAAACAUACUGCCUGUUCUUGGGGCCUGUCAGUCACCUCCAUCGCCCCACCCCAUCAUCAUUACCCACAACAUGCCGUACGGAUCCCUCUUCAACAUACUGCACCAGGGAACUACUCUGGUGGUCGACCAAAGCCAAGCAGUGAAGUUUGCGUUGGACAUCUCCAGUGGCAUGGCUUUCCUUCACACCUUAGAACCAAUGGUUUCCCGGCUUUACCUCAACAGUAAGCAUGUCAUGAUCGAUGAGGACAUGACAGCCAGAAUAAGCAUGGCGGAUGCAAAGUUCUCCUUCCAGUGUCCCGGUCGUAGUUACUCCCCAGCGUGGAUGGCCCCUGAAGCCCUGCAAAAGAAACCUGAAGACAUCAACAGAAGAUCUGCUGACAUGUGGAGCUUUGCCGUGUUAUUGUGGGAGCUGGUUACCAGAGAGGUCCCUUUUGCUGACCUCUCACACAUGGAGAUAGGCAUGAAGGUGGCUCUCGAAGGCCUUCGGCCAACCAUUCCACCAGGGAUUUCCCCUCAUAUCUGUAAGCUGAUGAGGCUGUGCAUGAACGAAGACCCGGCCAAGAGACCCAAGUUUGACAUGAUUGUCCCCAUUCUGGAAAAGAUGCAAGACAAGUGAAGGCCUUCACUGCAAUCUGCGCACUCCUGUCCCACCUUGUAUUUUUAUCAAACCACUUCACACUCAAUGAUGUAUCUGCCUAGCCACUGUAAAUAAUAUAAGAGACCACUUUUGCUUCACAAUCUGAAUAAUACGUGCUAUAUUGCUGUUUAAAUUAAAUUUGAGAUAUAAAUGUUUAUUAGUCCAUGUGCUCUUUUAUAAUGGCUGAAAAAAUAAUUGGCAAACUGGCCAAGAAUCCAGUGUGGAGUCAGACACCUGAUCACACCCACAACUGAUCCAAAGAAAUGUGUGCAGAACCAAAGCUUUUAUACACAAUGCAAUAAACAUUUUAUAUUUAUGACAAA
Messenger RNA from Gasterosteus aculeatus aculeatus (three-spined stickleback), 1906 nucleotides. RefSeq names its product integrin-linked kinase (gene ilk). Gene Ontology annotation, biological process: protein phosphorylation; substrate adhesion-dependent cell spreading; integrin-mediated signaling pathway. Gene Ontology annotation, molecular function: ATP binding; protein binding; protein serine/threonine kinase activity. Gene Ontology annotation, cellular component: stress fiber; focal adhesion. The record is from RefSeq and is a predicted model, not a curated record. Lineage: Eukaryota; Metazoa; Chordata; Actinopteri; Perciformes; Gasterosteidae.